Molecule: messenger RNA, 3111 nt
Organism: Diospyros lotus (date-plum)
Lineage: Eukaryota; Viridiplantae; Streptophyta; Magnoliopsida; Ericales; Ebenaceae
Product: dol-P-Man:Man(7)GlcNAc(2)-PP-Dol alpha-1,6-mannosyltransferase
Exons: 21
Coding region: 112-1602 (496 amino acids)
Biological process (GO): protein N-linked glycosylation
Cellular component (GO): endoplasmic reticulum membrane
Molecular function (GO): alpha-1,6-mannosyltransferase activity
Source: RefSeq, a predicted model, not a curated record
AAUCAAGCGACCUAUGCCUGCGGGCAACUUUUACUUACUUGAAAUGAGACGGGAAGCAUUAGACGACCGAACAGCAGCAAACACUGGAUAGUGUCUCUCGCUCCGCCUGCUAUGGCUCGCCAAUCUUCAAAAUUUCUGGAGCUUUACGGUUAUGAUUUGCUUCUCGGUUCGAUUGCCGCGUUUUACGUGUUCAUGAUUCCCUUCACCAAGGUUGAAGAGAGCUUCAACGUUCAGGCAAUGCAUGAUAUUUUAUAUCAUCGACAUCAUUUAGAGAAUUAUGAUCAUUUCGAGUUCCCUGGAGUUGUUCCUCGCUCAUUCAUUGGUGCAAUAUUUAUUUCAACUUUGGCAUCUCCUGUGGUAUCAACUAUGAGUCUACUACACUUUCCAAAGAUUUAUAGUCUUCUUUCAGUUCGUUUGGUGUUAGGCUGCAUUAUACUGUCAACAUUGCGAUUUUUUCGUACUCAGAUCAGAAAUAAGUUUGGCCACCAAGUUGAAGCUUUCUUUGUGAUUUUGACUGCAGUCCAGUUUCAUUUGCUCUUCUACUGCACCCGUCCCCUUCCUAACAUUCUGGCAUUAGGCUUAGUCAACUUGGGAUAUGGAAACUGGCUCAAGGGGAAUUUCUAUGCAGCAUUGAACUGUCUGAUUUUUGCUACAAUCAUCUUUAGAUGCGACAUGCUAUUACUGCUUUGCCCUCUGGGCCUAGAGUUCUUGCUGACCAAAUCAAUUUCAUUUUGGAAAGCGUUAAAAUAUUGUAUUGGAGCUGCCUUGUUUUGUCUAGGGCUUACCAUGUUGGUUGAUACAAUCAUGUGGAGAAGGUUGUUGUGGCCUGAGUUUGAAGUACUUUGGUUCAACUCAGUCUUGAACCGAAGUUCGGAGUGGGGUACACAUCCCUUUUAUUGGUACUUCACUUCAGCACUUCCCCGCUUGUUGCUGGCUGCAUAUCCUCUGUUUCUGCUUGGAGUUUUUCUUGAUAGGAGGGUUUUUUCCUACAUUCUUCCAGUUCUGUCAUUUAUUGUACUUUAUUCUAAGCUUCCACAUAAGGAGCUCCGUUUCAUUAUUAGUUCUGUUCCAAUGUUCAACUUAUCAGCAGCAGUUGGAGCUACUAGAAUCUAUAACAAUAGGCAAAAGAGAUACUGGAAUUUGAUUUUUAUUGUUUUACCAGGAUUGCUCAUGAUCAGUCUAGGGUGUACCAUCAUAACAUUUAUGGCAUCAUAUGAGAAUUACCCUAGUGGUUAUGCCAUCAGAGACUUGCAUAAGAUCGGCUGUCUCUCAAACAAAUCUAAUGAACAGUGGGUUCAUAUUGACACCUUUUCAGCAAUGAAUGGGAUCUCUCGCUUCUGCCAAAAUGAUUUCCCUUGGAGGUAUUCUAAAGAAGAAGAUAUACCUAUAGAAGAAUUUUCCCAGAGAAAUUUCACGUUCCUACUGAAUGAGCACACAAACAUAAGCGGAUUCAAGUGUUUAUUUAGCUCAAGUGGGUUUUCUAGGCUUCGUCUUCAAGUUGGCUUUCCACCCAUUUCACUGGUCAAAGAACCAAAAGUAUUCAUUCAUGGUAAUAUCCGAAACAACAAUGUGAUGAAUAGAAGUUGGCCAGGUUGCUCAUGACUUAUCGAUGUACCAAGCAAGAAAGCUUUCCAGGAAGUGGAGUACAUCUUGCUGCCACCGUUACUCCCAGUUGAUAGUGCCCUUUUAACUCGGUUAAAAUUAUUUGCCAUGUCCAGGAUUAAGCAACAGGGCCCGUCAUAUGAUAUGGACAAUUCGUUCAAGACUCAAAGAUAGAUUAAUUUUGUGAGCAGAGCCUGUCAAUUCUAUCCUUCUUGCACCAAGCUAGUACUUUGAUCUUAGUGAGACACAGAAAAACGGUAUUCUAUGGUGUUAUUUUUAUAAUUAUGAGCGUUUUGAUUGAAGCUUCUGUAUAAAUAUGUAAACAAUUCUUUCAAGAAUUAAAAGAGAGAUUAAUUUUGCACUAAGCUAAUACUCUGAUCUUAGUGAGACAGAGAGAAAUGGUCUUUCUAGUAAUUAGGAGUCGUGUUUUGAUUGAAGCUUCUGUAUGAAUUUUUUUUAUUUGUCCGAAGCAAAAACAAAAACAAAAACAAAUUGUGAUUCAAUCAUUGUACUGGAAUGCAAUGAAGCGUAUUGUUUACUUGCUAAAAUGACUGGUCCAAUCCUGACUGUUAGAAGAGAAGACCAAGACUUGUAAGCUUUCUCCGGUCAUGGUCACGACCGUUUCUUGACGUUGAAUCCGAUGUUUCUGUGUGCUUUCGGAUCAUUAAUUUUCAUCGACUUCGGAUUCAAGGAAGCCUUUAAAAAGUCUUCACAUCUCUUCUUCUUUCCAUCUCUACCACGGCCAUGGCUAACAUCGGCAGCACCACCGUCCAACGCCCAACCGCCACUCCACCGCCGCCGGCGGACUCCACUCCAAUCAAUGGUUCGAAGCACUCGAGGCGAAGGAAUCGGAACAGUUUCAAGUUCACGUUCCCCUUCGACAUCCCUUCCUCUCCUGAAGCCGCUGCUGCUCGGAUCAUCAGAAAUUUGACCUACUUCGGACCGUACUACUUAAUCUUCGUGUGGUCGAUCCUUGCGAUCCCUCUCUUGCCGCAGCGGAAGGUUUCUUUUAUGAUCCUGGUGGCCAUGACCAUCGUAACGUGCCUGUUCUUGCUACUGCUGCGAUUGCAGCCCAUGGUCAUCGAAAAAUUUCUCGUUCUAGCGUUGAUCGCCAUUGUUACCAUGGUGGCGAUGAUAUUGACCAAUGCCGCUAUUCAUUUCUUCGCGAGUCUAGCAGGAUCAGUGCCUGUGAUUUUGAUUCAUGCAGUGUUGAGGACUAGAGACGAUCAAGUUGUGGACGACGAGGCAGGCGCCACCGGUGAAUUGGUUCCUCUUGUAAACCAGACGGCCGGCGAGACGGAGCCUGCGGCGUUUGUGUGAUUACAUAUAUGUUUUCAGAGUUCAAUUGCCUCGCUUCUAAGAGGCUGUUUGCUUACCGUCUUUUUAGCAGCUUAGCAACUUUUAAGCUGCUAGCUUUUAAGUUAUGUAAUGUUUAACUUAAUAACGUAUUUAUUUAGAUAAAUACGUUUUUAAACUAUCAGUUAAUAAUAAUGUGUUUAAUUUGAAAGA